This is a messenger RNA of Yarrowia lipolytica CLIB122, 780 nucleotides long. RefSeq lists its product as uncharacterized. Gene Ontology annotation, molecular function: protein-lysine N-methyltransferase activity. The record is from RefSeq and is a predicted model, not a curated record. Lineage: Eukaryota; Fungi; Ascomycota; Dipodascomycetes; Dipodascales.
AUGGCCCCCGACGUUGCCUCCUUCAUUGAAAACGACCUCCACACCGAGAUCGAUGCCAGCCUCGGCUUUGAGGAUGAGCCUCUUCAACUGUCCGCAUCCACCCUUGCCGCGCUCAUGGACUUCCAGAACGAGCAGGAGGAGCGGGAACAGAAGUUCGCCGAGCUCCACAAACAGGCAGAGGAGGACUUUGAUAAGCUCUGCGACGGGUCCAAGGACAUCCAGGACUUUGAGGAGGACUGGCAACUGUCGCAGUUCUGGUACAACAAGGCCACCGCCACCAAGCUGGCUCGAGAGCUCCUCGCCGGGGCCGAUAAAGAUACUGUUAUUGCCAUUGUCUCUGCGCCCUCCGUCUAUGCUGCCAUGAAGGCUCUUCCCGAGGAGGAGAUCGUUACCCAGAACGUGUUUCUGCUAGAGUACGACGAGCGGUUCGGAGUGCUUGCUGGAAAGAAGCGAUUCGUCCUCUACGACUUCAACAAGCCCCUGGUGCUGCCCAGCGAAAUCAAAAACGUGUGCGAUCGGGUUCUGGUCGACCCCCCGUUUCUGUCGGAGGAGUGCCAAACCAAGGCUGCCAUGACCGCCCGUCUGCUGCUCAAGAAGCCUACUGCUCGCAACGACAAGUACAAGGCCAUUGUCUGCACCGGCGAGCGAAUGGCCAACGUCAUCGCCAAGGUCUACCCCGACACCAAGGUCACCGACUUCCACCCCGAGCACGAGAAGGGUCUGUCCAACGAGUUCCGAUGCUACGCCACCUACGAGGGCGCCGGCUGGAAAUUUGUCUAG